AGGUGGAUAGCUGCUUGUCGUUUAAGCAGUUUAAAUGUCACAAGACAUACAAGAAUUUGUUCAGCACACUUCGAAGGUGGUUUAGGACCCUCAAAGCUUAAUCCUGUCCCAACAAUUUUCAGUUUCCGACUCAUUUGCAGCCCAAAACCCGGACGGAAGCGAACAGAUCCAGAGGAAAGGAGACGAGGAGCUUUGAGCUGCAUACAAAACAAAACCAAGACUGCACCAAGGAGACAAGCAGGUAAAACUGAAAAAAAAACAAGGAAAACCCGGAACCAUUGGGCCUGUCAUCACAACUGCAGGAAACUGCGUGCUCGAGCGACAUGGAUUUUAUUUUUUUCUGAAGAGUGUGAGAUUAAAACUGAACAGACACCUGAUCCAAGAUCCCUUGCAGACAAGUGUAUCCAAACCGACCUUACCUGUGAAGAUAUCGACUGCAUGGAAGCAGCCAAAGCUAAACUGGAAAAUAAACCAGAACUGAAGAGAGAAAUGUUUAUAGACGGCGUCCUAAAAAAGCAACAAGUCCGUGUGUUUCUACACUGGAUUGCCCUCCUAUGCCUGUCUUAUGAUGUUGUUUCCCUUUCUGAAACCAUUUGCAAAUGCAAUGAAAUAUUGGGACAACAAGAAAAAGGGACAGAGGGAAACGUAUCAGGUAUCUUAAUAUUAUUACACAGCAGUCUUGUUAAUAUUUCCUUUCAUUUGUUUUGAUGAACAUUAUGGCAUAAAAUGUUUACACAGCAGUCUUGUUAAUAUUUCCUUUCAUUUGUUUUGAUGAACAUUAUGGCAUAAAAUGUUUCAUGUUUGGUAUAAAUAGCAAUAUAGACCCUAUGCAAAAAUGGGUACCUUUGAAUUUUUUGUUCGUAUUCAAAAUAGCCUCACUAACCUCGAUCGGGAUAACAUAUUCUUUACAAAUUUUGUCUCAAAACGACGUUAGCGAGGCUUUUUUUAAAUAUGAACAAAAUGAUAAUAUAUGCAUAGGGUCUAUAACAUGAUAUAUUAUGUUAUUAUGAUUUCCAACUAUGUGAUAAUUGCCUAAACAUUUUGCUUCAGCAACUCAACUGCACGUUUUUACUUUUAUUACAGGAAGAUGA
Molecule: messenger RNA, 1091 nt
Organism: Pocillopora meandrina
Lineage: Eukaryota; Metazoa; Cnidaria; Anthozoa; Scleractinia; Pocilloporidae
Source: the annotation of a GenBank genome assembly